AUAUUUCGACCUAUCUUUGAUUCUGAGCAAUUUUUCAAAAAUUAAACUCACCGUUUCAAUGACGCUUCCAAGAAAUACUUUCACCAUAGCAAAAUAGAAAUCAAAAUCAACAAAGAGCAUGGCGGGUGGAUCAACGACUCGGGUUAAACAUGAUGCUUCGUCUCUCAAAAUUUUCAGAAAUCCGAAAAUCGCAUUCGCUUUUGGUUUAAUAUUGGCGGAUGCACUUCUCGUUGCUCUUAUUAUCAAAUAUGUCCCAUAUACCAAGAUUGACUGGGACGCUUACAUGGCACAGGUAAGUGGGUUUCUCGGAGGAGAAAGGGAUUAUAAAAAUUUGAAAGGGGACACAGGGCCUCUGGUAUAUCCAGCUGGCUUUCUAUAUCUUUAUUCUGCUAUUCAGUAUAUUACUGGAGGGAAAGUCUAUUCAGCUCAGAUUCUUUUUGGCGUUUUAUAUUUUAUAAAUCUGGCAAUUAUCUUAUUCAUAUACGUGAAGACCAAUGUGCUACCGUGGUGGGCGCUUAGCUUGCUUUGUCUUUCCAAAAGAGUACACUCAAUCUUUGUGCUUCGUCUUUUUAACGACUGUUUUGCCAUGACACUCCUCCAUGCUGCAAUAGCCUUACUUCUUUAUCAGAGAUGGAAUUUGGGCUUGAUUGUUUUCAGCACAGCUGUCUCAAUAAAAAUGAAUGUGCUCCUCUAUGCUCCACCUCUAUUACUGCUCUUGUUAAAGGCUAUGAGUAUUGGUGGUGUGAUAUCAGCUUUAGCUGGUGCAGCACUCAUGCAGAUUCUUUUGGGGCUUCCUUUUAUAGCCUCACAUCCAAUUGCAUAUAUAUCAAGAUCCUUCAAUCUUGGGCGUGUUUUCAUCCACUUCUGGUCUGUUAACUUCAAGUUCAUUCCAGAACCACUUUUUGUGUCAAAGGGAUUUGCAGUUUCUUUGCUGAUCGCACAUCUUGUGUUACUUGUAGCUUUUGCUCAUUAUAGAUGGUGCAAGACUGAAGGAGGACUUUUCAAUUUUUUGCACUCCAAAUAUGUCUCUCUAAAGCUGAAAUUUGCUCUUUCAAGUUCUAGCAGUUCAUCAUUUAGGAUCCUGAAGAAAGAAUAUAUUGUAACGACUAUGUUUGUUGGGAACUUUAUUGGCAUAGUGUGCGCUCGCUCAUUGCAUUAUCAGUUUUACUCGUGGUAUUUCUACAGCUUGCCUUACCUGUUGUGGAAAACAUCUUUUCAUACAUUGCUUCGUUUGAUAUUGUUUAUAGGAGUGGAAUUGUGCUGGAAUGUCUAUCCUUCAAACAUUUAUUCAUCUUUUCUUCUUCUGUGUCUACACUUAAUUAUACUGUGGGGAUUAUGGUCAGCUCCUCCCGAAUAUCCUUAUGUAGAGGAUAAGCCUUCAAGUAGAAAGAACAAAUGAACUUGCAAGGGUUGAUAUUCUUCUCCCUACUGUGAACGAAUCAUACAAAAUAGUUAUUGAAGGAUAACAGACAAAUGUUAUUAACUUUUCUCAUUUUUGUUACGUUGUAUUUUUUAGAUAUUAUUGUUACACACGAGUAACUAGUUAAAGGCU
This is a messenger RNA of Pistacia vera, 1552 nucleotides long. RefSeq names its product dol-P-Man:Man(5)GlcNAc(2)-PP-Dol alpha-1,3-mannosyltransferase. Bases 119 to 1399 code for a protein of 426 amino acids. Gene Ontology annotation, cellular component: endoplasmic reticulum. Lineage: Eukaryota; Viridiplantae; Streptophyta; Magnoliopsida; Sapindales; Anacardiaceae. The transcript is spliced from 13 exons. Gene Ontology annotation, molecular function: dol-P-Man:Man(5)GlcNAc(2)-PP-Dol alpha-1,3-mannosyltransferase activity. The record is from RefSeq and is a predicted model, not a curated record.